This is a messenger RNA of Chlorella variabilis, 1546 nucleotides long. RefSeq lists its product as hypothetical. The transcript is spliced from 14 exons. NCBI's taxonomy places the organism in Eukaryota, Viridiplantae, Chlorophyta, Trebouxiophyceae, Chlorellales, Chlorellaceae. Gene Ontology annotation, molecular function: ATP binding; heat shock protein binding. Gene Ontology annotation, cellular component: cytoplasm. The record is from RefSeq and is a predicted model, not a curated record. Gene Ontology annotation, biological process: protein refolding; response to heat. Bases 104 to 1501 code for a protein of 465 amino acids.
GGAGGACUUCCACUGCUGCAUCGGGGGACUAGCGCCGCGCUUUAACGAUCUGGUUCCACUUGGUGAAUAUAGCGGCCACGCCCACGCUCCUCAGCCAGCCAGCAUGCGGACAGCAAUCUCUUGCGGUUCUUUGAAGGUAGAAUGCAGCGGCGUGGGGCACUGCCCCCCCCAUUCUAGACUACAAGCCUGUCAGCUGGCCAGGCACUGCCCUGUGACGCACCGUAGCGCCAGUACCCCCGCGGCUCCCGCGGCUGCAGCCUGCUUCGGCACCGCCAAGGCGCUGCCACGCCGGCGUCGGCGCCAGCUGGGCCGCGGCCUGGUGGUGCGUGCCGAGCGCGACUUCUACCAGAUCCUGGGCGUGGCGCGGGACUCAGACAAGAAGACGAUCAAGAGCGCCUACCGCCAGCUGGCGCGCAAGUUCCACCCGGAUGUGAACAAGGAGUCGGAUGCGGAGCAGCGGUUCAAGGACAUCUCGGCUGCCUACGAGGUGCUGUCGGAUGACGAGAAGCGCGGCAUCUAUGACCGCUUCGGCGAGGCGGGGCUCAAGGGCGGGUUUGCGGGGGCCGGCACUGGCGGCAUGGGCGGCAUGCAGGGGGACUUCAGCAAUCCAUUUGACAUCUUUGAGACCUUCUUCGGCGGCGGCAUGGGCGGCAUGGGCGGCUUUGGCGGCAUGGGCGGCGGCGGGGCGCGGUCACGCAACCGGCCGGUCGCGGGCGACGACCAGCGGUAUGACUUGCGGCUGGACUUCACAGAGGCUGUCUUCGGCUGCAACAAGGAGAUUGAGGUCAGCCGGCUGGAGGACUGCUCAACGUGCGGCGGCACCGGCGUGAAGGCUGGCACCACGGCCAGCACCUGCAGCACGUGCAAGGGCGCGGGGCAGGUGGUGCAGGCGGUGCGCACGCCGCUGGGCAUGUUCCAGCAAGUGGCCACCUGCCCAACCUGCGGCGGCACCGGCGAGCAGUUUACACCAUGCGGCACGUGCCAGGGCGACGGGCGCGUGCGUGGCAGCAAGCGCAUCUCGCUGCGCGUGCCGCAAGGCGUGGACGAGGGCAGCAGGCUGCGUGUGCGGGGCGAGGGCGAUGCGGGGCGGCGCAACGGCGAGCCGGGAGACCUGUACGUGUUCAUCGGCGUGAAGCCGCACCCGCAGCUGCGCCGCGAGGGCGUCACCAUCCACUCUGACGUGGAGAUCUCGUAUGUGGAUGCCAUCCUGGGCACCACCGUCAAGGUUGCCACCCUGGGCGAAAGGGAGCUGUCGGAGGUGGACCUCAAAAUCCCGCCAGGCAAGCCGCCAGGGCGGGCAGCGCGCACGCAGCCCGGCACCACGCUGGUCAUGUCCAAGCGUGGCGUGCCCAAGCUAGGCACCCAGAACGCAAGAGGCGACCACUUGGUGCAUGUCAAGGUCAAGAUCCCCAAGAGCAUAGGCAGCGAGGAGCGCAACCUCAUGGAGCAGCUGCGCGAGCUGCAGGCGGCCAAGCCAGCAGCAAAAGCUGGGUGGUUCUGAGACGGUUUAAUUUUCUUGGCGGUUGCCUGUAACAAUCAGACGUGC